AAAUAUUAUUCCAAGUUGGAUAAAUAAUGUUGGAUUUUUCAAUUAUAAAGAAACCACUUAUCUUAAAACAAAAUUGGAUCAAAUUAAACCACAAUAUUAUAGUAUGAUGAUUAUUAAACCAAGUUCGUUUAUAAGUCAUAUUGAAACCGAACAGAGAAGUAACACGUACCUAGGUAUUUUUGGAGUUAUAGGCGGUGCUUGGGGAUUAGUUGUUGGAUUUUAUGCUUUUCUAUUCGGCGAGUCAUUAAUCCAUCCGUGGGGUUUUAUACAGAAAAAUUGUUGUAGAAUUAAAUCAAAAACACAGAGUAAGUUAAGAAAAUCAUUAUCUAUUUUACCGUUAACUGAUUCUUCGAUAUUGGAUGAAAAGGAUAAAGUAGAAGAAGUGUCUGUAGAAGAAUUUAAUCGGAUGAAAGAAAAAUUGAAAUCUUUAGAAAUUUUAUUAAGAGAGUAUGUUAUAGAUGUUAAGUUUCUACAAAGUGUUGAAAAUGGUAAUAUUAGGGAAGCAUAA
Messenger RNA from Funneliformis mosseae, 508 nucleotides. Lineage: Eukaryota; Fungi; Glomeromycota; Glomeromycetes; Glomerales; Glomeraceae. The record is from the annotation of a GenBank genome assembly.